GCAACGGCGGCGCGCGCUUUUGAAAACGGAAGGGAUUCAAAACGCAAAGACUGCGCGAGGUGCUGUAUUGCCCGGUGGGACGCCGAGGCAGCUGCGGAGCCCUGUCGGGGGCGCUCGGAACCGGUUUCCAGGCCUGGACCUCCCGUCCUCCCGCCCUGCGGCUCCGGACCUAAUGGAAGGACCUAGACCUUCCAUUAUUAUGGCAGAAGAAGUCGGUAAUUUCAAGACACCAACUAAAUUAUCUGAAAAAAAGAAACCUGCAUUAUGUUCAAAUCCAUGUAUAAAUAUUCCUGCCUCUCCAUUCAUGCAGAAGCUUGGCUUUGGUACUGGGGUCAGUGUCUACCUUAUGAAAAGAUCUCCAAGAGGUUUGUCUCAUUCUCCUUGGGCUGUGAAGAAGAUUAAUCUGAGAUGUGAUGAUCAUUAUCAAAGUAUAUAUCAAAAGCGACUAACCAGUGAAGCUAAGAUUUUGAAAGACCUUCAUCAUCCGAACAUCGUAGGCUAUCGUGCUUUCACUGAAGCCACUGAUGGUAGUCUGUGCCUUGCUAUGGAAUAUGGAGGUGAAAAGUCUCUAAAUGACUUAAUAGAAGAACAAUAUAAAAAGAGCCAAGAUCCUUUUCCAGCAGCCAUCAUUUUUAAAGUUGCUUUGAAUAUGGCAAGAGGGUUAAAGUAUCUGCACCAAGAAAAGAAACUGCUUCAUGGAGACAUAAAAUCUUCCAAUGUUGUAAUUAAAGGUGACUUUGAAACAAUUAAAAUCUGUGAUGUAGGAGUCUCUCUACCAUUGGAUGAAAAUAUGACUGUGACUGACCCUGAGGCCUGCUACAUUGGCACGGAGCCUUGGAAACCCAAGGAAGCUUUGGAAGAGAAUGGUAUUAUUACUGACAAGGCAGACAUAUUUGCCUUCGGCCUUACUCUGUGGGAAAUGAUGACUUUAUCUAUUCCACACAUUAAUCUUCUAGAUGGUGAUGGUGAAGAUGAAACUUUUGAUGAAAGUGACUUUGAUGAUGAAGCAUAUUAUGCAGCUUUGGGAACUAGGCCACCUAUUAAUAUGGAAGACCUGGAUGAAACGUACCAGAAAGUGAUCGAGCUCUUCUCUGUGUGCACAAAUGAAGCUCCUAAAGAUCGUCCUUCUGCUGCACAGAUUGUGGAAACUUUGGAAACAGAUGUCCAGUAAUAACCUCAUGUUCAUGACCACCUGACCUUCAAGUAUGGCUCAUGUAUAUAACUGCUGUGUACUGUAAUACAUCUGUAUAGUUACUAUGAUCUGUAAUUAUUCAACAUUUUGGUAGUGGCCUAUUUUAGGACCAUAGCAGCUGUUAACAUUUGAACAACUUUCUGAUAUAAAGGUAUUUCAUGUAUGCUUACGAUAGGCAUUUGAGAUGAUAGUGGGUUUUCUAUAAAGUUUAAGAAAUGAGCUACUCAGUAUUUGAACUUGUUCAUACAGAUUUGACACUAGCAAUAAAAUGCUAUAGUGUUUAUCUAAUGUUAAUUUGGAUUAAGUGACUUACUUUUAUUAAUGAUCUUUCUCAGAUAUUUUCUAUUUUAAUGGAUCUGCUGAAAUCUUUGUGCAGUACAGAAUGAGUCUACGUUAGCUUCACUUUUGCUGGCCUUCCUUGGCAUGCGCUUGUUGUCACUGCCAGCUGAGAGACUGGCUCAAAAGGUUAGCUCCACAUAUUUUCAGCCAAGGCAUGUCUUGUUCUCUUGGAUCUCCCUAGACCUUUGGUUUUUGCUUGAAUUUAUCUAAUGUAUUUUCUGUACUGAUCCUUUUUAUUUACUAAUCUAUCUUAAGUAUUUCAAAGUUCUGGUGUAAAAAUGAUAAAGCUCUUAUAAUAUCGAAUAAAGGACACUUUAGUUACCAGAAAG
This is a messenger RNA of Manis javanica (Malayan pangolin), 1860 nucleotides long. RefSeq names its product PDZ binding kinase (gene PBK). Lineage: Eukaryota; Metazoa; Chordata; Mammalia; Pholidota; Manidae. Gene Ontology annotation, biological process: peptidyl-serine phosphorylation. The record is from RefSeq and is a predicted model, not a curated record. Gene Ontology annotation, molecular function: ATP binding; protein serine/threonine kinase activity.